AUGGGUAUAGCAGUGAGUAAAUAUUCAGAUAUUUCAAGUAAUGAGUUGGUUGCUAAAUUUUGCUCGAAGGAGGUUAUAUGUCCAAAUGAUCCAUUCUGGAACCAACUCCUCUCUUUCAACAUACAGAUACCAACUAAUGCCAAUGAACAGUUGAUGUUCGAUUCGAGUGCCGAGUCACUUCUACAGAAGUUUCUCCAGAACAAUCCUCAAACGGGUAACUUUGGGUCAUUAGUGCAGGUUUUCAUCACCCGGGCCACAGAACUAUUGGCUGCACCAAAUUCUGACAAUGUAAUGCUUGCAUGGCAGAGUUACAAUGCUCUGUUUGUUGUCCGAGCUGUGGCCAAAUAUCUUGUUGAAUUGGUCCCCGAGUAUGAAGUCUGCAAACAUCUUGAUGUACAAGCUGCUGUGGCACCUCCUCCGGACCAAUCUCGCCCUUCCUCCUCUCCAGAGAAUGAACAGCGAAGCAACGAAAGUCGCGUGGAAAUGUUGAUAGACGCCCUCAUAGGACUCAUCAUUGAUGUGCCAGUUACUGAUAAUACGUACUAUUUACAUCUGGAGUGCAUCAAUACAUUGUUGGUGUUGAUGUCUGUGUACAUGUUUUCUGGUGUACACGGACAGACUAAACUUGUGGAGACAUCAUUAAUAUAUAGAACUCUAUUCCAAGGUCGCUACAGUAUGCACGCGGCUACUCUCGUCAAAACGUUGUUAACUAACCUCUGCCUGAUGAAGCCGGCCCCACCACAAUUCGGUGAUACAGGCCCGGGAAGUAUGCUUAUUAAUAUAGCAUCAAGUCUAUGGAGUAUGUUGACUUUCGCUCCAACAGCUCGUCAAACUAUUUACACCAAUACACCAUUGGAUAGAACGGAAUUAAUGAGCAGGUUAAAGCUUGAACAUAGUGUAGCCAACCAGUCGUGUUUGUUGUUACUAGCUUUGGCUAAUCAUUGCAUCAAUGAUGACAAUAUGUAUAGGACAGCGUUGCUUCAAUGUGAAGAUACUGCUGAAACAUCGACCAAAGAAACAAAUGCCAGUGUCACCGCACCAAGAAUUGAUAUGGCAGCACUCCACAAGGCUCUAUGCUGUACGGCGGGCUGUGAACAUUCAACUCUGCUUCUCUACCUGAUGCUACACUCUUGCAAAGCCUACAAGAAGCAUGUCAGUCAAGUUCCGGAUAUAGAAAACCUGAUAGUACCGAUACUUCAAGUUCUUUACAACGCUCCUGAAAGUAAUUCACAUCACAUAUAUAUGUCGCUUAUAGUACUAUUGAUAUUGACGGAAGAUGAUGCUCUCAUUAAAAAUGUUCAUUUAAUUAUGUUAAAGAACCUUCCGUGGUAUACAGAACGCUCUAUAUCAGAGAUUUCACUUGGAGGUCUAAUGGUUUUGGUCGUUGUGAGGGCCCUACAAUAUAAUAUGGCUCGAGUUAGAGAUAAAUAUCUCCAUACAAAUUGUUUAGCUGCCAUCGCUAAUAUGAGUUGUGAAUUCAGAAAUCUACAUCCCUAUGUGAGUCAAAGGCUUAUAUCAUUGUUUGAAACUUUAACCAAACGGAGGACAAGGUUGUGUAGUGAAAUAGAAGGUGAUAGUAUAGGUCUGCCGCAUCAUAUUUCUGUGUGUGAUGUUGAGAAGACAGAGGAAAUCAUUGAACACAUAGCGGUCUUAGACGAAGUUCUUCGUAUGUUGUUGGAGAUCAUCAACUCGUGUUUAACACAUCAGCUAGUGAACAACCUCAACUUGGUGUACGCUCUGCUUCAUAAGAAACAGCUGUUCCAACAACAUCAGCAUUUACAUAUAGCGCAGAAUAUUGAAAUGGUGAUAGGAUACUUCUCAACCCGUCUCCAAAGGGUACAAGAAGGCGCUGGCGGAGAUCUCGGUGUGAAUGAAGUGUUACAAUGUAUUAAGAAAGGUGCCGAACAAUGGUCUAGUGAUAGACUUAAGAAAUUCCCCGAUUUGAAGUUCCGUUACGUUGAAGAGGAUAGGCCUGAAGAAUUCUUCACACCAUAUGUAUGGGCUUUAAUCAGUGUCUGUGGCAAUAUAUAUUGGGCCAGCGAGUGUGGGACAAGGGCUGCCGGAGACUUGUUGGCGUGA
Danaus chrysippus (African queen) is the source of this 2079-nucleotide messenger RNA. The record is from the annotation of a GenBank genome assembly. NCBI's taxonomy places the organism in Eukaryota, Metazoa, Arthropoda, Insecta, Lepidoptera, Nymphalidae.